AUGAAUGUUAAGUUGUUUGUCGAAUGGAGGAAUUUACUGAAGAAUGGAAGUAUAUCAACUGCGCGUCAAGCUGAAAAGGGCCUAUUGAUCUACAUAAUGACCGCUUUCACCUUGAUGAUGGUGAUGUGCAUAGUAGAUGUGUUACUUGCAGUCGCUUCAGCUACUGAAAACCAUGAGCUAUUUACAUGGGUGAAUGAUCGUGUGUUCUGGAUAAACGAUUUUAUGGUCACCGUGCCUCCAACUUCUCUAUUGCUGCUUUCCACGGAUCUUCGUCACGCUGUUUUCAAGAUCUUUCUUGGAGCGAAGUCACCCAUUUUCGUGACUCCCGUUUCACGUACUUUUCGUGGAGGUAAGAGUUUUGCUAGAAAGUGA
Messenger RNA from Haemonchus placei, 372 nucleotides. NCBI's taxonomy places the organism in Eukaryota, Metazoa, Nematoda, Chromadorea, Rhabditida, Trichostrongylidae. The record is from the annotation of a GenBank genome assembly.